AAUUAUAUUCUGCCACAAAAUGUUCGUUAUAUCCUACAUUUACUUCAUAACUAGUUGAUGGUUUGUUUUGCAGUAUACGACCGUGUAAAAUCGAUAGCACAAACAUCUGUUAAUUUAUUGUCAGACUGGUUCGAACCUCGUGGAACAGGCGAAAUGAAAGAAACGGAAUCCUUACCAACACCUCAGCACAUCGUUUGCCAUUAUCGCAUACCGGGUGUCAAAUAUAAUACGAUUAUUGUGUCACUUUGAGUUGAGACGUCGAUACCAAAAGAUCAGCCGCUUGCCACAGAAACUGUUGUGUGUGGAUUAGCAGGGAGUAGUGUUUUAAGUGCGUUUUCGCCAUUCAUCUUAAAAAGUACCACAGGUUUUUGGAUGCCGGUAACAUUGGUUGAACCGACCUAAACAUCGUGAAUGGACGCUAUAUGUUACCAACUCUUUAAGUAAUUCAGUAGGAAAAGUGAUUCUUUCAUUGUUGCUUAUGUUGUAAAAUAUUAAAACGAAAAUCAAUGUUUUUCAGUUAUUCGUGGAGUUGGAUUAACGUGGUAAAGGAUAUUUGUUAUUGGGCGAUUCUUCUAUAUUGGAUAUAUUAAUUGCAUGGAUUAACAACUACAAAGAUGAAGAAGAGUUGAAAAACAACAAAGUAACAUCAUCACGUAGAAGGAUUCUUUUGUUUUCAAUAUACUAGUAGUAUGCUUUUGUAAUUUCAGAAAUUAUUGAUGUCAUAACCUUGUUUAAAUAACCUCUAACCUCUCGUUGAUAUGGUGAUAAGCUACAUAUAUAACUAACAUGGUUAAAAAAGAAUCUCAGAAGUUGCAAUACAUAUUAUACGCUAUAUUAUACAGGAGCUGAAGGAAUAUUACUCGCCAAAGUGACAUUUACAACAGUUUAGGAUUGUUGAAAGGAUUGUUUACUUCAAAACGAUUUACGAUUUAAUCUGUUUACUAGUAGGUUUUUUUCCUCAUUUGGUUUCAGCUGUAUUGUCAGCAAAUAACUGUAGCUUCGUUUUGAGUCAUUAAGACAUAAACUUAUAUCAAAGAGAGAAACAACAUGGAUAAAAGUUAUAAAGGAAAUGUGAAACUUGCGUCAUCAAAUGGAGAGAUUUUACAAACUGGUGCAUGCCGGGAAUGGAAGUCGACGUGCACCAACGCAGCAGGAAACUACCAGUCGCCGGUGAAUAUGUUGUCACGUCAGGCGGUGUAUGACGCGAGUCUCGAGGAUUCGGCCUUGACCUUUCACUACAGCACAUCCCGCGAAACGGACAUCUUGAAUAACGGACAUACCUUGGCGGUCUUUCCUCAGGCAAAACAAAGUGUUUGUGGCGGACCUAUGCCACCCGGCAAUGACUAUGAGCUGGCUGAGAUUUGCUUUCACUGGGGAAAGUCCAACUCCAGGGGGUCGGAACACACCGUCAACGGGAAGGCGUUCCCCAUGGAGGUACAGCUUGUCCACUGGAACAGUUCCCUGUACGAGUCGAUAAAAGAUGCAGCGGGAAAACCUCAUGGCGUUGUCAUAGUAGCGCUCUUUACACAGCUCGGUCGAGAACACCCAAGUCUACGAAUAAUAACAGACAAUUUGGAAGAUGUCCAGUUUAAGGGCCGACAGAAAACCAUCACUGCGCCGUUCAACCCAAGCAGCCUAUUGCCAGAUCCGAGUUUACGAGACUACUGGACGUACGAGGGUUCGCUGACCGCUCCCCCGUGUUGUGAGGGGGUCACGUGGGUCAUCUUCAGAUACCCUCUCAUGAUUUCACACACACAGCUGGAAGAUUUCCGCCGUCUUAGAACUAUCACCAAGGGUGACCAGCCUCGCAGUGGAGAUGAUGGCAUGAUGGUGAACAACUUCCGGCCAACUCAGCCAAUGGCUGAUCGCGUAUUACGAGCAUCCUUUCAGUCUUGAUUUAACAAUUACAUGGCAUUGCUGUAUUAUCUCGCAUUCGUCAUCAUGUGACAUAUGUUUAAUAUUUAAAUCAUAAGCGUACGAGACAGUGGUGCAGGGGAAGGGGCAAAUGUCCCCUCCCCCUAGUCUUGGAGAAAAUCCUCAAAUUGAGAAAUUCGGGCAAAAUGAGCUGGCUUGAACACUUUUCACGAUGUAUUUUCAUUAUUCUUACUACAAUAUUAAUUGUAAUCCAUAUAAAAAUGUGUGGUGAUUCCU
Gigantopelta aegis is the source of this 2151-nucleotide messenger RNA. Its product is annotated as carbonic anhydrase-related protein-like. Lineage: Eukaryota; Metazoa; Mollusca; Gastropoda; Neomphalida; Peltospiridae. The transcript is spliced from 8 exons. Gene Ontology annotation, molecular function: carbonate dehydratase activity; zinc ion binding. The record is from RefSeq and is a predicted model, not a curated record. The coding region runs from base 1048 to 1896 and encodes 282 amino acids.